This is a messenger RNA of Tarenaya hassleriana, 747 nucleotides long. Its product is annotated as tetraspanin-17. The transcript is spliced from 2 exons. The record is from RefSeq and is a predicted model, not a curated record. Lineage: Eukaryota; Viridiplantae; Streptophyta; Magnoliopsida; Brassicales; Cleomaceae. Gene Ontology annotation, cellular component: plasma membrane; plasmodesma. Gene Ontology annotation, biological process: auxin-activated signaling pathway. The coding region runs from base 1 to 747 and encodes 248 amino acids.
AUGGGUUUGCGGUCGGGGCUGAUGUGCAUGUCGAACAUAGCUCUGAUAUGCUUAGGGUUUGUCAUGAUGGGAACCGGUCUUUACAAAAAGAGAACAGUGUCACAAUGCUUGCCGAACACUGGACCGGCCUUUCUCCUGAUAGGAUUGCUCUUGUUUGUGAUCCCUCAGCUCGGGCUUUACGCCACCUGUUGUCGCUCCAAACGCCUUUUCUCGGUAUAUUUCUACUCGAUGGUGGUGGUCAUUCUCGUGGCCGGUGGCUACUCUUUAAAGUGCUUCGUCUACGUCACCAAUUUUAGGAUAACCCGUGAUCCUUAUAUGGACGCCCGACCCGUCGACCAGUUCUUCGGCCGGCUUGUCUCCAAGGAGCAGUACCUUAGGACCAAGAGCUGUAUUGUUAGGACAGCUGAUUGCAACAUCAAUGGCAGUGAGCACAGUUAUGUUUGGAAGUAUUGUUGCGUGCAACCGGACGGAUGCGGGGACAAGCAGAUGUUCGGAAAGGCCGGAGAGUGGAAUUGGAAAACGCAGUACCUAAACCCAAACAUAGUGCCGGAAGAAUGUGCGUACGAGUACUGUCUGGACUGCAAAGGGUGCGAGCUGAGCAUAUUGGGAUCCAUUGUCAAUCAAUGGAGGUUCCUCUCUGUCUUCUCCGACUCCGCCCUCGUCGUCUCUUUCGUCGCCUUCUCCAUGGCUUGGUCCUUACUCCGAAGCAUCAACCAGUCAGACGAUUACCGAGGCUCUUACAGUUGA